AUGUUCGGAAAAGAUUCCAAACAAGACAUAGAACAGGUGUCUGAUGGCUCAGACAUCAACGUCGCCGCUGCACCGACAAAGCCGACAUUCUUCCAGCGAUGGAAGAGGCAUAUGAAAAAAUGGUGGUGGGCAUACCUGAUCGGGUUCUGUUGCAUUGUUCUGGUUAUUGUUCUACCAAUCAUCUAUGUGGGCAUGCCACGCUUUGCUAGCGACUACAUCAACAAGUACGAUUACGACUACGACGGCCUUGCCAUCAUCGAUCCCACGCCCAACUCCUUUCGCGUCAAACAAUCAAAGAGUCUUAGCAUGGGUGGUGGUUUUACGGGCAGUGGGCAUUUGUCGGCCUUCAACGCGACCAUCAAAAAUGCCAACUCUGAUGCGCAAUUUGCGGUGUUUCCAGUCCCGCAGAUCGACUUCGAUAAUGGCGCAGAGUUCAACAUCGACCAAGAGCUGGAAAUCUCUUGUGUUAGCUGUCUUUCAGAAAUGGCUGCUGCCGCUGCUUCAAAUCAUGAGAUCUCCGUCCUUGUCACCGGGGACCCAGACUUGAAGUAUGGAGCCCUACCCACAGCUCAUCUGGACAUCCAUAAGACGAUGAAAAUGCAAGAGUUCGUCAACAGCGACGGCGCCUUUAAUGUCACCAACCUUAACUUCACACGGACCCCCGGCGAGAAUGGAUUCAAUGUAAACGCGACUGUCGCAGUCCGCAACCCAACCCCAUUCACCGUCCAGAUGGGCGAAGCGACAUUCAACCUCACAAUUGGAGAUACAGACAUCGGAUGGAUCUACCUUCCCAACCUGACCCUCCAGCAUAAUGCACACAAUGUCUCUGGAAUAGCUGUCCUAGGGGACAUAGAUAUAGACUCCCUCAUCCACGAAGGCCUAUGGGGUGACAGCGGCGAAGGUUUCACUGUGAACAUUGGCCUCCACGGAAAUCGAGUCGUAAACAAGGGAUUGGAGAUCCCUUACUACACCGCGGCGAUCAGGGCAAUCAAUGCGACUGUCGCUGUGAAUCUGAUGGAUUAUGUGUCUGAUGUGUUAGCUCCGGCUGCUACGAGAGGUCGGUGGAGGACUCUGGGCCUAGGUCAACAUCCUUCUCAUACCCUAGACAAGAAGAUUCCAGUUCCCGCGCAGUACGGAUUCGAGGCCGUGGAAGUUGUCUACUCUGACCUGGAGGCCUACGCAGAAAGCCUCAGCAUCCCAAUCCUCCAAGCCGCACGGAAGGUCGCCACGUUGUGCCACGAAAACAAGAUCGAAGUCCUGUUGCUUGCACCGUUUGAAGAUUCGAAGGAGCUUGCUCGCCACUAUCCGACAGGCUGGAAAGAGGCCAGCCACUGGACUGAAAUAGCCAGCACGUUGAAGGCGCCUUACCUCCAAGUUUCCUUCCAGUUCCGCAAGGACGCCUGCACCGACGAGGGAGUGAUUGUUUCGGAGCUACGCCAGUUGGCCGAUUUGGGAGCGCAAAGGUUCCGCUGGUCCCUAUCGCCUAUGAGAACCUCUCGUGGGGAAACGUAUUGCUCGACAUGGCAGAUGGUACUGCAUCUGAUCAAUUCUGCCGACCGGCCUAAUUUUGGUACCUGUUUGGGCAACUUCCACGAGGUCACGAACGUCCGGGCAAGUCCAUUUGCAAUCUUGGGGAAAUAUCCGAAUGCAUACCAAUCUCUCUCCGACUCGCUGCGGGAGUUCAAAGAGAAGUUCCGCUUGAGAAGAUCUUCUAUGUCCAGCUGUCCGAUGGUGAAAAGUUCAGCCCGCCUUUGUCUACCCAGCAUGUAUGGUAUCUAG
This is a messenger RNA of Aspergillus terreus NIH2624, 1779 nucleotides long. RefSeq lists its product as uncharacterized. The coding region runs from base 1 to 1779 and encodes 592 amino acids. The transcript is spliced from 6 exons. Lineage: Eukaryota; Fungi; Ascomycota; Eurotiomycetes; Eurotiales; Aspergillaceae. The record is from RefSeq and is a predicted model, not a curated record.